Molecule: messenger RNA, 549 nt
Organism: Adineta ricciae
Lineage: Eukaryota; Metazoa; Rotifera; Eurotatoria; Adinetida; Adinetidae
Source: the annotation of a GenBank genome assembly
AUGAAAAAAAACGAAAUGGUCAAUGCUAUAUGGAACACAACUGCAGGUCAUAACAGUGCACGAUCUACAUCCGGUGGAGGAAUUGGUGAAUAUUGGAGAACUGAACCACCGGAAGCUGCAGUAGAUGGUAACCUACACACAGAGUAUACUAAUCAUGGUGUUUGUAAUUCAUCAUCCUAUUUUUCUGAAGAAUGCGGCUUAAGAACUGGUUUCUAUUUAACAUUCCAAAGUAAACCAUUCAUUCUCGUCAAUUUCCAAAUGGCUACAAACAAAGGUUUCAUAGAGCGUACUCCAUCGACAAUCACGAUUGAAGGAAGUAACAAUAAAAGAGUUGAUUUAGUUCUUGGGAAAAGUUGGACUUUGAUUUAUAAUGGUAGUUCAGGUCUUGAAUUCAUUUCGAAAGCACGAACGUUGGGCAAAAUCCAAACACUAUUGAAUAAUACGUUGUCGUUUGCAAGCUAUCGUUUUCUUAUAACUUCAAAAAGAGGAGCAGCUAGUUGUGUCUCGUAUUCAGAAGUAAAAAUGAUGGGACGAUUUCCAGAUAAAUAA